UUGUCGCAAGUCGAUGGAAAAUAAGUUGUAGGUCCUUUAAUAAGCUGUGGGGGGCAGCAACUCACAAGUCGUGCCAAAUAAAAAAAGAAGAAGUAGCCUAUGGGUAAACAACGCUGAGAACUACAGUAAAUGCAUCCCCAGUACAAUAAGCCAAGACCAUGGCCGCGUCCUCUUCGUCGUCCUCUGCGGGAGGAGUGAGUGGAAGUUCAGUGACAGGCUCGGGGUUCAGCGCCUCAGAGCUCAUACCGCCCAGGAAGGUCCUCUACACAUACCCAAAGGGUGCGGGUGAAAUGAUGGAAGAUGGAUCUGACAGAUUUCUAUGUGAGUCCGUAUUCAGCUACCAAGUGGCAUCGACAUUAAAACAAGUGAAGCAUGAUCAACAGGUGUCGCGAAUGGAGAAACUUGCAAGUUUAGUCGAAGAGCUGGAGGCAGAUGAAUGGCGAUACAAGCCCAUCGAGCAGUUACUGGGAUUCACUCCAUCAUAAAUAAAUAAAUAUGAUAAAGUUCCAGUGGCCUUUGGUUGCAUUUCCUUCAGAUGGACUGCUUAGCAAAGACGCAAUAUUUAAUGUGUCUUCCUUUAUAUUGUAUAAAACAGAUUGUUAUUAUUCUACAGUAAUGUGACGUUUUUCUCCAUAUGUGAACACACAAUAAGUGUUUUUAUCCAGUUCUUGCUGUAGCAUUUGUUCUGUUUCCAUUUCCAACAUUGGAACUAUAUCACUUUGCUGUGCCACCGUCAUCAUGAAUGGUUCCAGUACACAUUGUUUUCUGGAAAGCUUGUGUUAUUGCUGUUUACCUGUGUUGACCUUCGGUACACCCUCCUGGGUGUGUGAAAACAAGAAUUACACAUAACUCCUGCUCUUUAUUGGCACCAUAACAAGUGCCCAUAAAGGUAAGCCUUAUUUGUAUUUCUCAAUUUCAAACUUAUUCUUGGCCAUUUAUAAAAGGAUCUUGGAUUACUUAAAAAAAAUCUACUUUGCCAUGUUUUAUUUUAUACCGUUGUAUUUGUCUUACUAGCUGUCUGCUAUAUAAAAUUGGUAAGGCAAAUGCAGAUGUUAUACUAUAUGCAGAAAUCUUGUAAAACAAAAUGUUUUAAUAUGUACCUUAGUUCAAUGGUUUAUGUUGAAUAUACAUUCAACUGUGUGUUGUUUUUAUUGUUCACUGCUUCAGCACAGGCGGUAAUAAACGGUUAUCUUAUCUAAA
Gadus macrocephalus (Pacific cod) is the source of this 1200-nucleotide messenger RNA. It is a transcript of the gene anapc16, whose product is annotated as anaphase promoting complex subunit 16. The coding region runs from base 159 to 485 and encodes 108 amino acids. NCBI's taxonomy places the organism in Eukaryota, Metazoa, Chordata, Actinopteri, Gadiformes, Gadidae. The record is from RefSeq and is a predicted model, not a curated record. Gene Ontology annotation, biological process: protein ubiquitination. Gene Ontology annotation, cellular component: anaphase-promoting complex; cytosol; kinetochore. The transcript has 4 exons.